CCUCGCAAUGUAUAAGUUCAAUGCGCCCGCAACAGGAGACCCCAAGACACCUUCACACAAGUCGGCAAGAUAAUCUCCAACGCUUCUUCAACCACCUCAGACAGCCACAGCAUAGACAUGACGGGCUACGAACUCCCCGAGGUGCCCUGCCCAGAAAACUACCUCCCCAUCCACAUGGCGGGCGAAGGCACAAACGGGUACGCAUACUUCUGCAUCCCCAAACGCUCCAUAACCUCACCAACUAAUCAAUCAGACCUAAAGAAACUACGCUCAAAGAUCUGCGUCGUGAAAGUCGCCACAUCUCGUCGUUUUCGCAAAAGGGACGCGGUGAAGCGGGAGGUCGACUCACUCCUAGCUGUCCAGACGCAAGGCGGCUCCCUUUCGAAACGCGUCGUCCAGAUAGUUGAUAUAGGAGGCAUCAACGAGUUGGCCGGCCCAUGGUAUGCGAUGGCUCCGAUCUAUGGCAAGAGCCUCGAUGCAUUUAUGAGGCCGUACCUGAUUGAGGACAAGUCUGUUCCCCAGGCGUUUGUGUGGCAUGUAUUUUUUCAGUUGUUUGAAGGGUUGGCGUAUCUGCAUAGCCCGCGAAUGGUUCAUGGGGAUCUGUGUUCGGGCAGUGUUAUGCUCGACUCCGCUCAUCAGGAUUAUCCGGGCUUCCCUAAUGUGGUCCUUAUUGACUUUGGGAGUUACGAAGCUCCGACUGGAAAUGAGGAGGAGCUUAAGGAGGCGGUGGCCUCCGACGCGUGGCAAGCGUAUGAUAUCGUUCAUAGGCUGACCUGGCGAGGUUAUCAAGAGCCGAAGCUCGAUCCUGAGAAUGAUCUUGAUUGGGCUAACUUUAUCAAUGGCCUCAAAGAUAUGAAGCGGGCAUCUGGUAAUCUUGCUCGAAGAUUACAGGGCUGGGAUACACGAGAGUUCCUCAAAAGAUUCGGGGAUAUCGCAGCUAAUCGCAGGAAAGGCACGACUCCAGAAAUUCUCCAAGAGAUCCAGGAAGCUCUGAACCUAAAGGAGAUCCACAAAACUCUGGACCAGAAGCUGCGAGCUGCCGUUGAGUGGCAUUCUCUUGAACAGGUAGUCGAACCCUAGUUUGCUAUUCUUUCUUCAUCUGUCUCCCCUCCCCUCGAUUUCUUCUCUCAUAAAUCUUCUGAUAUAGCGUAAACGCAAAAGGAGUCGGCCCGAUCCGGCUUCUCUCUUUCCUAAAUCCAGUGUCCAAACCCAUUCGCGUUCUGGUGAAGCCGCAUCCCAAGCACCUCUCAUUGUUUAUCCAUGUACAUACGUGACUUUGUUUACAUAUAUUUACACGAACCAUUCUCGUACAUAUAACUACACCUGUAGCGUUAUUCACACAUAUUCACUGAUCUCAACAUUGUUCAUAAUCUGUUUCACUACUUUGAUGAUGCAUAAAAUCCCAUCCCCAGUGAAGGGAGACCAUCAGAGAUCCCAAUCCGAAGAAGAGCACACCACCUUGAACUAAAUCUCCAAGUGUAACUCUUUACCCACGUUGCUUCGGACUUUCAAUACACCCACCAGUCCUAGAGAUG
Messenger RNA from Mytilinidion resinicola, 1535 nucleotides. RefSeq lists its product as uncharacterized. Gene Ontology annotation, biological process: protein phosphorylation. Bases 118 to 1080 code for a protein of 320 amino acids. Gene Ontology annotation, molecular function: ATP binding; protein kinase activity. The transcript has a single exon. Lineage: Eukaryota; Fungi; Ascomycota; Dothideomycetes; Mytilinidiales; Mytilinidiaceae. The record is from RefSeq and is a predicted model, not a curated record.